Molecule: messenger RNA, 1107 nt
Organism: Rhipicephalus microplus (southern cattle tick)
Lineage: Eukaryota; Metazoa; Arthropoda; Arachnida; Ixodida; Ixodidae
Source: RefSeq, a predicted model, not a curated record
AUGUACGGCAUCGCAAGUGCUUCACCACUGCAAACUCUUGAGCACUUUGACAUCACAGAACAACUUCCUCCCGAUGCCAUGCAUGACAUACUCGAAGGCGGUAUGGAGUGUGUCAUUCGCCAUGUUCUGGGAGGCUUAGUUGGUGACCGAGUGAUCCGUAAACAGGACCUUGAAAGGAUAUCGUCCUUCAAGUAUGGCUUUCAUGACAAAAAGGCCACACCUCUUGCCGUUACGAUUGCAUUUCUUAAUGACAAAGCCCCCAUGAGGGGAUCAGCUAGCCAGAAAUGGUGCUUGUUUCGUCUGCUUCCCGAGAUAUAUGCUGAAGUUGUUCCUGAAGGCACUUCUCACUGGGAGGUGUACUUGGCAUACAGACACAUUGCUGACAUUAUUUUGGCAGAGAAAAUCCCAAGGAGCUGUGUGCCAUAUCUACAGGUGAAGGUGGAGGAGUUUCUCGAGCUGUAUACAGUGCAGUACCCAAAUGCAGCAGUGACACCAAAACUGCACUUCUUGCUACACUAUCCAAAGUAUAUUCUCAAGUAUGGCCUACCGCGCCGCUACUGGGGCACGCGAUUUGAGGCUAAACAUUCUUAUUUUAAGAGCAUUGCAUCCAAGGCCAAGAACUUCAAGAACAUCUGUCUUACACUUGCAACACGUCACCAACUUCUUCUGGCAUAUGAGCUGUCGGGCAACAUGUUGAACUCAGAUCUUGAAACAACUGGAGCAAAGCAGCUUAAUCUAGGAGAUCUUCCAGAACAACAGCAGUUGGCUCUUUGUAAAGUGUCUGAAGAGGAGUUCAUCUCCACAGCUACAACCGCUAGCGACGGUGGUUACUAUUAUCGCACAGGUGACACGUUUGUCCACAGUGUGCACGAUGGUGAGCCGCAGUUCAUGCAAAUUGAAAGAGUCCUUGUUGUUAUCGGUUCAUUAGUGCUCCUAUGCAAGCCCCUUGAAACUCUGCGAUGCAGUGAACACAGAUCUUCUUACAUUGUCAAGGCAUCUGCUGCCUUAGUUGCAAUAAUUCCCGAUCACAAACAGGGUUUCUACCCGCUUGACCUUUAUUCCAGCCAUGGAUUUUGUGAGAUUGUGACGCACUAUGCUGUUCUCUAG